Messenger RNA from Candidozyma pseudohaemuli, 3501 nucleotides. RefSeq lists its product as uncharacterized. NCBI's taxonomy places the organism in Eukaryota, Fungi, Ascomycota, Pichiomycetes, Serinales, Metschnikowiaceae. Bases 1 to 3501 code for a protein of 1166 amino acids. The transcript has a single exon. The record is from RefSeq and is a predicted model, not a curated record.
AUGGAAUUCUACAACACACACCAGAUUCAGCAGCUAGCGCCGCUUGUGACGCUAUCUUUGCAUGACACCGAUGCUGCAGCUCAUUUGAAAUCACAUUUGCAGAAAUCAGACAUUGCCAAUUGCAUCUGGGACAACAGCAUACUCAAGAACCGUCUACUGAGUGCCAAAUACGUGCUUCAGUUUUGUGACGAGGCCGACGCCAGAGCGAAGAUCGAAAGAAAGCCAAAAGAAGAAGGCACCCACUCGGCCACGUCGCCGUUCAACGCAGAUAGUGACCUUUUUCCAAACGGCAUACUCUCGGAAAAGUGGUUCACCAAAUACACACAGAGCUUGCCUUUUGCGCUCGUGCAAAUACACAUUUUGGGUGAUCCUGCGGACGACGAGGCCUUGGGAGAAGAACUAGCCGCUCAAAGGCAACGCUAUGCCGAUUGGCGGGUCAAGUAUGUGGCUGUAUUGCUCUCGGAUGGAGACCCCAUAGUGGACCAGGACAGGAUCGACAAACUACGCUUGCUCUCGGGGCUUCCUCGGCUCACGGGUAUUUUCUAUCUCAAUUCGGACAAGGACACCUUGGAGAGAGACUGUGGGAUCCUUGCAUCAAGUCUAUUCAACAACUUGAAGGCUCCAGCUGCAGACUUCUACUCUGGCAUAGAGGCUAGACUCAAGCAGAGGUACAAGAAGUACUACACAAUGCCUUCGUAUGAUGCCGUGGACACCAAGGUCGACCUUACACCCAAGGUGUUGGAGGUGAGGAACAUGAUCAAGCAGGCGAUAAUCCUUCAGCUCAUACACCCACACAAUGUGGAGUCCAGCUUUGCCAUGUUGGAGUCGUCCUACGAGCGACUCAUUGAUUUGACUGCGGACCAUGCUGACGUGUUCUUUAGUGAGUCGGUUUCGGAGCACGAUACUCGGUUGUACGCCCAGUUCAGGCAGCUUUUGGAUGUCAUAGCGAUCCACCUCAUACGUGGGUACCUCUCCACCGAAGAGCCCACCGCUGCAUUGAGAAAGCAUGAAGCACACAUUGCCAACGUUCUUUCGCUUUGUAAGGACCAGUCCAAAUCAGACAAUGCCGCCUGGGUUUCUGUUCAGUACCAGUGGCUUGCGGAGUUGAUGCAAAUGGUGCCUCCUUCUGUUCUCAGUGACCUCGAGUUGAGCCACCAAGUCAAGCAGAAGUCUUAUCAAAAUAGCGUUGCCUACUUUGGCGGCUCCACGUUCCACGAUACAUUCAAUUCUACCAUCACCACCCAGGCCUUUUUGAUCUUCCUUAAGGCGUUCACCAAACUGAAGGAGACGGAAGUGGGUCAGAUCCAGCUCCCUUAUUUGAAGAAGCUCGAUAGUGCUAAGGAGCUACAGAGCAGAAGAAUUGGACUUUUGGGUAUGGCCAAGGAUGCACUCCAAGCAAAGGCACAAGACAACCAGCUCGAUGGUGUUCUGAGCUAUUUGGACUGGCUUUUGGCUGAGGAGCAGUUUUACAACGAACAGUAUGAGGAUGCCGAGCAGACUUAUCGUGCAAUCUUGGAUAAAAAGCUCCCGCAUGGGUGGAGAAGUAUAAGACAGCUACUCACGCAACGUCUUGUUGACAUCUACAAGAAGCUCAAUUCUAGUGACAAGCUCAUUGAGACUGUCACUGUAUUGGCAUCCCAAAAAGGUGUUACUCAUGGUCCAUCCAUUGAGAAGCUCACAUUGGACCGGUCUGCUGAAAUCAAUUUUGACUCUAGGGAAAACUUCUUCACUGUGGAGGUCAACUUGUUCAACUCGAACUUGAAGAAAGAGUUCUUUGCAUUUGACACCAUCGUCACUCAGUUAGCAUUCAGCCAGACCUUUUCAACCGGUCAAUUACAAGAAUUCGUCACCAAUGGCACAGCACAGCUUUCUAUUGAAAAGGUUGUUGUCAACUACGAAGGGCGUCCAAUCCUGAUCAAAAACCAAGAGGCAGGGAACAAUUUCAGUCAAGUGCAGCUUGGGGAUGUGUCAGAGUACAAUGCCGAUCUUUCAAUAACCGACAACAGUCACACCCUACAAAUUCUCGACGAAGUUAUAGAGCCUUGCAAGUACAAAAUCGAGUCAGUGGAAAUAUCCUCCGUGUUCACCAUCAAAGCAAGUGGCCAUACUGUCACCUUGAGAAAGUCAGAGAUCCACUCUCUUUUGACCAGCAGAAACCAAGCUCAAUCGUUCACGGCUUUGAUUAAAGAUGGCGACAGUUUGAAGCGAAACGUUAUUCGUGCUCAGGGCCAGGAUGCCUUCGAAUGCACAGUUCAACCCUACAAGCCAGAUGUCAGUGUUGAUUUGUCUCAGCCACUUGCUUCCAUCAUUAUGGGUGAAAAGAUCGAGAUACCACUUAGGAUAUCUUGCAACAAGGCACCCAGCCACAAGGCAAACUUUUCAUCGUUGAAUAUUCAGCUCAAGAGCAGACUUCUAGAAGGCGAGCAAGAACAGGAGUAUCUCGUUCCUCAGACGAACUGGAAGGACUUGAAAGACGACGAGGACUUGAGUAUUCUCGAUCUGUUUGGUGAAAGUGAUGGUAACGUUGAAAGUUCAAUUCAAGUGAGCAUACGCAAACCACCAAGUAUGCUGCCAAAACUGGACAUCAAACUUGUGCUUGAGAUGCAAUUGCUAGUGGGAGAGUCCAACAAAUCCUUAUCGGUAUACGACCUCAAGGUCAUUGAUGUGCCUGUUCUCUGGAGGCCUUUCCUGACUAAACUCGGCGUCACUCCUCGGUAUAGAGAAGACUCAUCGCUUGAUAUGAAGAAUCCGUUUAUUUUGUCAGACAAGGAAGGAGAUGUGGACAAGAACCUAUCGAUGCCUUCUCCUUCCCGUGUUUGGGCAGCUGAAGCAACCAUCAAAGAUACCCAUCAACUUGUUGAGAAGAACUCCAUAACCAUCAAACGUUGUCUAUUCACAUUGAGAUCGAAGAACCCAGAGGUGGAGGUGCAAACCAUCGAAGAUGUUCGUCAAAGCGCUUUACAUGCAUCUCAAGUGUUUGUGUCAAAUUCCCGUCAUCGGUACUCGCAUAGGCUGAUUGGCGUUGCUGUGUCAGCACUCUACAUUUGGACAAGAGGUGAAAAUGGUCCUGAGAACGAAUUUGAAACAGACGAAUGGGAAGUCUCUUUACCUUUACAAGAUCCAAGGGUGCUUUUGCAUUCUGCUGUGACAGAAGACGGAAAGACGGUUCUCAAGUACGUCAUCGAGAACCCCACAUCGAGAAUCUUCACCUUCACGACAACCUUGACUACAGAGGAGAGUGCUCUUCGUGGAGUGAACUGGAGAUUUGAGGACGACAGCAAUAUCGUUCCCUUGAAGCAAGGCGCUUUCCCUGUAUUGCCCUUUAGCAGACAUGAGAUGGUGUUCACUGGAACCUACGAGGUCGAUGAGGAUGAAGCCAUUGAGCAGGUGGAGCUUCCGCAAAUGCAUGUGUACGACCUAAACUACAAGGUGAGCCUUCCAACGCUUCCCGUUAGCGAGAGCGUGGUUGCCCAGGGUGAGAGGUUGUACAUGAAGACGUAG